AUGGCGCAGCGCGCGCAACCCGUGACGCGCUCAGUCCUUGGGCGGCGAGCCUUCCCCGGUGGUGGCGGGCUUGAGGGCUACUUCCCGAGAGGGGGAGCGCGCGAGCGCAUGGAGAUGGCUAGGCAGAGGCAGAUGUGGCCGGAGACAGCAAGCAGCUGCCAUUGUGGGGAUGGCAGUAGCUGUGUGGACGGGCAGGUGGUAGGGAACUCACUGAGGUGCGUGGCUCCGGGAAGUGGAAUGAAGACAGCCACCCCACCAGUAGUCCCCCGCCUGCAGGUGUCGGGGAAGGCCCCUCUCGGCAGGCUUGGCAUCCGCCGCAGCACGAAAAGGGACCGGAAGUCUAUUACUCUGCAUGUGAAACUGGAGGUGCUGCGGAGGUUUGAGGAAGGCGAGAAACUGACGCAUAUCGCCAGGGCGCUGGGGCUGGCCACUUCCACUGUGGCCUCGAUCCGCGUCAACAAGGACAAGAUCCGGGCCAACUCACAGGCAGCCACUCCGGUCAGUGCCACUCAGCUGACCCGUUGCCGGAGCGUGCUGAUGGGCCACAUGGAGCGUCUGCUGAGCCUGUGGAUCGAGGAGCAGAAGCGACAGAACCUACCCGUCAGCACACUGCUCAUUCAAGACAAGGCUCGCCGGCUGUUUGUGGAGCUACAGCGAGAGCAGGGUGAGGGUGCCCAAGCUGAGACCUUUGGGGCCAGCAAUGGCUGGUUCGCCCGCUUCAAGGCGCGCCACAACGUGCUGCUGACAGAUGAGCCCGCUGUGGCUGAUGCCCAGGCUGCUGCCCGCUAUCCCGAGGUGCUACGCCGCAUCCUGGAGGAAGGCCGUUACACGCCACAGCAGGUCUUCAAUGUAGACGAGACAGGCCUGUUCUGGAAACGGCUGCCGGAGCGCACACUUCUGGCGCUGGAGGAGGCUGUUGGGCCAGGACCCAAGGCGUCCAAGGACCACCUGACCCUGCUUCUAGGUGGCAAUGCGGCUGGUGACUUCAAGCUGAAGCCCCUGUUGGUGUACCCUUCAGAGAACCCACGGGCCCUUAAGGGUUGCUCCAAGGCCAGCCUGCCGGUUGUCUGGCGCUCCAACCGCAAUGACUGGUUGACGCCCAGCAUUUUCCAGGAGUGGUUUACCGACUGCUUCUGCCCGGCUGUUGAAAGCUACUGUGCCCGGCAUGGUCUGCCGCAUCACGCCCUGCUGCUCCUGGACAGCGCGCCUUGUCACCCCUCCCACCUGGACGGCCUUUCAGCCCAUGUGCGUGUUGAGUUCCUGCCCAAAAACACCUCGGCUCUGAUUCAGCCCAUGAACCAGGGGGUCAUCGCUGCCUUCAAGGCCCAUUACCUGCGCCGCACACUCAGCCAGCUGGUGCAGGAGACAGCUGGUGAGGACCGGCCUUCUGUGUGGGAGUUCUGGCGCAGCUAUACCGUCAUGACUGCUGUGGACAACAUCGCUGAGGCCUGGGCAGAGCUGCGGCCUGCCACCAUGAACAGCGCCUGGAGGAAGCUGUGGCCUGAAUGUGUACCUGUUGGUGCCCCCGAACCUGACACCUUGCCCCAGCUCCGCCGCAGCAUCAUGGCUCUGGCCAGCCACGUGGGUCUUGGUGACUUGGCUGAGGCUGAUGUGGCUUGCCUGUUGCAGGCUCACGGGGAGCCCCCGCCCCACAGCGGUCCCCAGGAUGCCGAGGAUGGGGAUGCUGCCUGCUCUGGGCUACCUUGGGAGGAAGGGAAAGGCCUGUCCUCCAAGAGACCAGGGCAGGAGCUCACAGAGGCCAGGGAAAGUGUGGGGACUGAGGAGACUGGCAUGGGCGCAGUAAGCCACGAGCACCUGGUCAAGGCCCUAUCCCACUUCGCCACUGGUCUGCGGAUCCUUGUAGACAAUGACCCCAACCGAGAGCGCAGUCUGCGGGUAUCUCGGGGUGUCCACAGUGCCCUUGCCCGUCUCCGGGAGCUGCAUCGAGACAAAAGGCGGCAGGCUCAGGUGUCUUCGGCAGCAAGGGAGUUGCCGGGAUGUCUGCCCCCUGCCCCUCAGGAAGAGCCCACAGUGGACACGCUGGUAGCUGAGGCCUCAGGCCCAGGAGCCCACGCUGUGGCUACCCUGCCAGUUGUCUCUGUGGAUUCUGGGUUUGGGGCUGACCUCAGAUGA
This is a messenger RNA of Chrysochloris asiatica (Cape golden mole), 2133 nucleotides long. Its product is annotated as tigger transposable element-derived protein 1-like. The coding region runs from base 1 to 2133 and encodes 710 amino acids. Gene Ontology annotation, cellular component: nucleus. The transcript has 4 exons. The record is from RefSeq and is a predicted model, not a curated record. NCBI's taxonomy places the organism in Eukaryota, Metazoa, Chordata, Mammalia, Afrosoricida, Chrysochloridae. Gene Ontology annotation, molecular function: DNA binding.